AUGACUUCAGACACGCUUUCGUUCACCAUCGCUGUAGUGGGUCUUGUUUGGUAUGUGAGCAUAUACUCAAUCAGCCUACUUGGCUGCAUCUCAGCUCGCCGACGUUACCGUUCUAGACCAAUUUCACUGUUGGACAGUGCAGAGGCAUUGCACAAACCCGGAGUCUCUAUACUUCGGCCAUUGAAGGGUCUAGACACGAAUCUUUACGAAAAUCUUGAAUCUACAUUCAAGCAAGAUUACCCCGACUAUGAAAUUAUCUUCUCAGUUGCUGAUGAAAACGACCAAGCUCUUCGCAUAGUAGAAUCCUUGAAGAGCAGAUACCCAAAUGUCAAAGUCUCUGUGAUCAUAGGCGAAGAAGUUGUUGGCGUCAAUCCAAAAGUCAAUAACCUGGUUCGUUCUUUCAAAAUGGCGGCCAACGAUAUUGUUUGGGUUCUCGACUCCGGAGUCAUGGUUGAUUCCGGUACGUUGUCUAGAAGCGUCAACAUCCUCAACAAAUCCCCCUCUGGUACAAAACGGAGGAUAGGCCUCGUUCACCAUGUUCCGUUAGCACUCAUCGAUGAAACGCAAUUCGGCUCGAGAUUAGAGGCUGCAUUUCUAAAUACAAACCACGCAAAGAUGUAUAUUGCCAUCAACACAGUGGCCAUAGAGUCUUGUGUCGUCGGAAAGUCCAACCUUUACCGACGUUCAGACUUGAACCGCCUCGACGGGUCCUUAACUCCAAUUCAAUCACAAACCACUCGAAACUCUGGAAAACAUGGACUGCCUGCUUUUGGUCGGUUUCUGGCAGAGGACAAUAUGAUUGCCAGUGCUCUUUGGCACGAGCUAGACUUACGUCACGACCUGUCGUGCGACGUGGCGCGAAAUGUUGUUGGCAACAUGUCUUUUUCGGACUAUGUCUGGAGACGCGUUCGAUGGAUCAGAGUCCGUAAGCGAAUGGUUUUGGCGGCAACCGUUGCAGAACCUUUCCAAGAAUCAAUAAUAGUUGGUAUGAUUGGCGCCCUUAGUGUUGGCGCGUUGUAUGGCUUUUCUUUUUGGAUAUUUAUCGUUUUUCACUUCAUGGCAUGGAUAUCGAUUGAUUUGGAUGUUCAUAGUUCCCUGUCGGGCCACGGUCUUCGACAAAACGAAUGGAUAUCUUUCUUUUUGGCGUGGAUUGGUAGGGAACUGCUAGCCUUGCCAAUAUGGAUCAUCGCAAUGACUGGCGACGAAGUUAUAUGGAGGGGUAGACGAUACUAUGUUUUACAGAAUGGAGAGGCAAAAUUGGUAGAAUAA
Molecule: messenger RNA, 1269 nt
Organism: Psilocybe cubensis
Lineage: Eukaryota; Fungi; Basidiomycota; Agaricomycetes; Agaricales; Agrocybaceae
Exons: 3
Coding region: 1-1269 (422 amino acids)
Biological process (GO): glucosylceramide biosynthetic process
Cellular component (GO): membrane
Molecular function (GO): ceramide glucosyltransferase activity
Source: RefSeq, a predicted model, not a curated record